Plasmodium yoelii is the source of this 7146-nucleotide messenger RNA. RefSeq names its product conserved Plasmodium protein, unknown function. Gene Ontology annotation, molecular function: protein kinase activity; ATP binding. Gene Ontology annotation, biological process: mitotic spindle assembly checkpoint signaling; protein phosphorylation; meiotic sister chromatid cohesion, centromeric. NCBI's taxonomy places the organism in Eukaryota, Apicomplexa, Aconoidasida, Haemosporida, Plasmodiidae. The transcript has a single exon. Bases 1 to 7146 code for a protein of 2381 amino acids. The record is from RefSeq and is a predicted model, not a curated record.
AUGUUCAACGACGAUAUAAAAAAUAUUUAUAUAAAAAAUCACAUCAAGAAAAUAUAUAUUGUAAAAAGACACAAUGAAAAUAUCAAUACCGAAGAAAAGAAGAGCAGUGUUCUUUACAAAAAAUUUGAUGAUUUUAUAUCUAUCCUAGUAAACAUAAGAAAACAUGACAAUCUUUUAAAAAAAAUAAAAGCCAAUAUAAAUGAUUCAGAAUCUUCUAAAAUAUUAUUGGAUUAUCUAGAUUUUUAUCUCAACAACUUUGGUUAUAAAUUCCAUUCCUUUAUUAUAGAAUAUAAAAAUGAUUCUUCAAAUGGUGACAUAAAUAAUUGUUAUGCUAUAAGUAAAUUAUGUAAAACUGACAUUGAAAAAAUUGUAAAAAAUUCGUAUUCUCGAGUUUUGUAUAAAUAUGAUAGCAUAAAAUAUUUAUUGUAUUAUAUAAAAAAGCAUACAUUAUCGUUCGAAAAUGUUAAUCUCAAUUUUAUGAAAUUAUUAAGCAAAUAUUUGUAUGUUUCAUUAAACCCAUUGAACUUGCUUAUUUUUGUAUAUUUAAAGAUUUAUAAAAAUGGAACGAAAAAUAGUAAGGAAUUUUUAGAAGACAAUGCGAAACAACAUAAUGACACAAACAUAAUUCAAGAGAAUAAUACAAAUGGGGACAAUUCAUUAGUUGAAAAAAAAGAUAUACAUCAAAUAAAUAAUAAUUUAAACGGAACAAACAAUUAUAUCGAAGAUAGUGAUUUUUUUUGUAACGAAUUAUUUUCCUAUAUGUGUUCAUAUGGAGAAUACAUUAUAAAACGUACAAUAAUAAGUUGUUACAGUGAAAUAUAUAAUAAUCAUAAACAUGUAAAAGGAAAAUUAAAAGUAUAUAAAUGGACAAAAAAUUAUAUUGAAAAUUAUAUAAUAGGUAAAUUAUGUUCACAUUAUUAUUUUCUAAAUGGUCAAGUUAAUAAUGGUAUUAAUAAAUAUAUUUACAAUGCAUAUGCAAAUAAUUUAAAUGAAUAUAUUAAGAAGUAUGAAAUAUUUACAGAAUUUAGUAGUGGUUUUAAAAAUAUUAAUAUGUCAAAUAGAAAGUUUUCAUAUAUAUAUGAAUUAAUUUUAUUUUUAUAUUUUUCAAAAAAAUGCUUAUAUCAUUUAAAUGAUAAUAUUAAUUUUGUCUAUCAACUAUCUCUUUAUGUUUUAUAUAAAUCCAUAAAAAUGAUUAUUACGUAUUUAUAUUUUAAUUUGCCAGAAUAUAUGUGUCAUUAUUUUUUGAAUAUCUAUGUAAUGUUUUUUAAAAAAAAAAAGGGAAAUAUGUCAUAUAUAAUGAAAAAAAUGAAAAAAAAUUACAGAAACAUUAUGAUCCAUGUUAAUAAGCAAAAUAAGUCAUAUAUCAGAGCAAAACUGUGUAAUUCAUUCCUAAAAAAUCGAACUAUCAAUGGUAAUAUUGUCACCAACUUUAGCAAUGAUAAAAAUAAUGAUGAUGAAGAGAUUGGACAAAAGGACACAAACGAAAAUGAAAAUGAAAAUGAAAAUAAAAAUAAAAAUAACAAAAGAUUGGAAGUUAUCAGGAGUAAACUCCAAAGUUCUGAAAAUAAAAGAAUAAAAAAAGCAUUAAGUCUUACAUAUUUUGAUAUAAAUAAUUAUGAUAAAAGAAAAGACAAAAUAGAGGGAUAUCAAUUAAAUAAAUUCUUAAAAUUCCAUUCACAUGGAUCUAUUAUACAACUGAAAUAUAACAAUGAAGAACAACUUCGAAAAAAGGAGAAAGAAAAGAAAAAAAAUAUUUCCCCAAAAAAUGAACAAGAAGAAAAUAGAAUUAUCACAGAAAUUGACAAAUUAGAUAUAAAAACAAAAAAUCAAAUAAAUGGAUUGAUAUAUCCAAAUAAGUUUGAAAUUAUAAAAAGAUAUUCAUUAUUAUAUAAUAUCUAUUACAACAAAAAUUAUGGCACAAUUAAUAAUUCGCUAAAAAAUAUUUCUUUAAAUGUAAAUCAUAAGGGAGAUGAGGAAAAAAAAAAUGAGAAUAAGAACAAAGACACAAAUGAUUCAGCAAAUAAUAAAGGUGUUGUAUACAAAAAUAAAUGUAAUAUAUCUUCUAAAAAUAAAAAUAUUCGUAACCCCAAAGUAGCAAAUACUGUUUUUAAAUCGAUUUUUGGAAACAUUUUUAAGCAAAAUGAAUAUUUUAUAUGUAAUAUAAAUAUGGAUAAUAUAUCCUAUGAAAAUGGUCAAGAUAAAUUAGAUACUUGUGUAGAUGAAAAUCAAAAAAAUAAUAAAAAUGAAGAUACACAAAAAUUACAAAAACAGCUUGAUGAUCCUGUUAAUACCGAUUUAAAUGAUUCCGAAAUUAUUUUAAAUGAAAAAGAAAACAUGGACAUUUCUUUUCCAAAUCAUGUAACUCAAUUUAAUGAUCAAUUAGACGAAAACCAACUAAAAGAGCAAAUUGAUAAUGAACAUGUCGUAAUAAAUGAGAACCAUAACGUAGAAAAAGAAAAUGAAUUAGGAGAUCAAGUGAUAAAAGAGGACAGUGCGCAGGAUGAGCUGAAAAAAGAGGGCAGUGCACAGGAUGAGCUCAAAAAAGAGGGCAGUGCGCAGGAUGAGCUAAAAAAAGAUGUUGUAGAGGAUCCUAUUUUAAUCGACAGUGCUGUGAAAGAAGAUCCAAUAAAGACGCAAGCAAAUACGACAUGCCUCAAUAACAAUGAAAAUAUUAUAAAUGAAAGUAUUAUAAAUGAAAAUAUUAUAAAUGAUAAUAUUAUAAAUGAUAAUAGUUGCAAAAAGGAGAUUGGAAAAGAAAGCAGUGAUCAUAUUGUAAAUCAAAAUAAUGAAGAAAAACAUUUAAAAAGAGUUGCAAAGAAAAGUAUUUAUUACAUGAGUGAAACGAGCAGUUCUGAUGAUUCGACAGAUGAUGAAGAUUAUGUUAUUGGAAAGAAGAAAUCGAAAAAAAAAAAAAGCAAACGGAAAAAGAAAGAUAAAAAAAAUGGAUCUAAAUCAGCCCAAAAGGGAAAAAAGAAAUCAUCUGAAUCCGAAAAAGGAAAAGAAAAGGAAGAUGAAACAAAUAAUAGAAGGAGCAAAAGAUUAAUGAGCACCUCAAAAUGUGUCUAUAAUACUUCUGAUACUUCAAAAGAAGCGAAUCUAAAUAAUUCUAAUACAAAUUCAAAAAUGGAUGAAUCUACAAUAAAAGUACAUGAUAAAAAAGAGAAGGAUGUUAAAGAAACAGACAAAUGUGUGAAGAAAACAAACGAAGUAAAAGAAUCGAAUGAAAAUGAUCAAGAAUUAAAAGAGGAAGAAAAAAUAGAUAAUAACGAAAAAGUGAAUCAAAACAAAUUUGAAACUAGUAAUAAAAAUAGUGAUAUAAAUGAUGAAGAAAAUAAUAAAGAUGAUAAAAUAAAAAAUGUAAUAGAAUUUGAUAGCAUUAUUAGUCAUGAUAAUAAUGAUAUAGAAAGUAGUAAUAAAAAUGUUAUAGAUAGUACAAAUAUAGAAGAAGAUAAUGAUGAAAAAGGUGAAACAAAAGACUCUGAAAAAAAUACGAAGGAAAAUAUUGAUGGAGAUGAAAAAAAUACGAAGGAAAAUAUUGAUGGAGAUGAAAAAAAUACGAAGGAAAAUAUUGAUGGAGAUGAAAAAAAUACGAAGGAAAAUAUUGAUGGAGAUGAAAAAAAUACGAAGGAAAAUAUUGAUGGAGAUGAAAAAAAUACAAAGGAAAAUAUUGAUGGAGAUGAAAAAAAUACAAAGGAAAAUAUUGAUGAAGAUGAGAAAAAUACAAAGGAAAAUAUUGAUGAAGAUGAGAAAAAUACAAAUUCGCUUAAAAUAAAAAAUAGUAAAAAUUUAAUAUUCGAUUUGUCACUUAGUGAUAGUGAACAUGACAUCCUAUUGGUAGAUACAAGAAGUAAUAAAAAGAAAGAUCAAAAUUUUUAUGAAAUAAAAGAAACAAAUAUUUCAAUAUCAGAUGAUGAAAAUGUUAAUAACAAUAAAAAUUCUUCAAUAAAAAUAAACGAUUCUUUAGUUGUUAAUAAAAAUAAAAUUAAAAAUUGUGACGAUGAUGAUAAUAAUGAUAUAGAUAUGAAAAGACGAAAAACAGAAUAUAUACGAUUACAAGGUGAUUAUGAUCUAAUAAAUGAAAAAAAUAUAGAAAUAUAUAAAGAAAAUAAAGAACAAGAAAAGCCGUUUUUAGAUACAUGUGAAGCAUAUUUAAAUGAAAAAGUAGAAGAUAAUAAAAAAAUACAAGUACAAACUAAUGUAAAAUUUAUUGUUAUAUAUUUAUUUGAUCAUUUUAUUGUAGGAGCUAUUAAUUUAAUAAAUCCAUAUAAUAUUGCUGAAAAGGAAAGAUAUAACCAUUUUACACAAAUUCAAUCAAAUAUUAAUGAUAUAAAUUAUACACAAAUAUUUAAAUACAAUUCUAAUAGUAAUCAUAGUAGUGAUACAAUUUUUACAAAUUUUGAAGUUCAAGGAACUUUAAAAAAAAAUACAGAAAUACAUUUAUUAAGUAUAAAAAAUGAAAAACGAGUACUAACUAUUUUAACAAAACAUGGUAAAGGCAUAAAUGGUUGUAUAUAUAAAUGUUUAGUGAAUGGGAAAUUAAUGGCUUGUAAAAUUCAAAAAAAAUUAUAUCUCGCCAAAAAAGAAAUAUACUUUUCUUAUAUAUUAAAAGCAAGGCGAUCUAAUAAAUUGAUCAAGUAUGCAAAGCAUGGAGGCAAGCAUGAUGGCGGUAAAAAUAUUUUUUAUGAAAUUCUUAAGGAGCACGACAGUAGAUAUAUAUUUCCUGACGAAUUGCAUUACAAGGCAGUUGAUCUUCAAAAAGGAAAUAGUAAAUAUACAAAACUUUUACAAUCUUAUUACAGAACUAAUAAUAAUGAAGUUAGUGAUAUCGAAGUUGGAAAUUCUCUGUUACUUAUGAAUACGUUCAAAAAUGUGAAAACGGUAAACGAUAUUAUAAAUUAUUUUAUAAAAAAAAAUUAUAAUUCUAUAAAUGAAGAAUUUAUUUUAUUUAUUGUAUAUCAAAUGGUAAUCGCUGUGUUACAAUUGCAUCUAUUAGAUGUUGUACAUGGAGAUAUUAAAAUAGAUAAUAUUUUAGUAUCAAAAGGUGAUAACCAAAAAAGUGAUGAAAAAGACAAUGAAGAAAAUGAGUCUAACGAUAGCAAGUUUAAGGAAAUGAAUUAUAUGAGAAAUAAAACAGGGCUAAAAAAAGAAACACCUUAUUCAGAUAAAUGUGAUUCUAGAAGUAGUUAUAAUAAUGAAGGAAAAAUUAAAAAAAAAAAAAAUAAAUCUACCGAAUAUUCUCAAAUAAAUGCAGAAAAAAUAAUUGAUUGUUUUUUAAAUUCCGAAUUAAAUAAAGAUAGUGAUAAAUCUUUUUUAAAAAAAAAAUUUCCUGUAAAUUUAUUUUUAGUAGAUAUUGGACGAGGGAUUGAUAUGAAAAAUUUUAAAAAAUAUCUUUUUUAUGGUGAUAAAUAUUGUGAUUGUUAUAAUUUUUUAACAGAUUCAAUAUUUACUUAUCAUAUUGAUUUUAUAGGAAUAGCUCAAGUAGCUAGCUGUUUAUUAUUUUAUAAACAUAUAGGAAAUACAAAAUAUAAAUAUGAAAAUAAAAUAGAAGAUAAAACAACUAUAUCUGUUAACAAUUUUGAUAUAACAUAUAUGACACAUAAUUCACAUUUUCUCAAAACUAACAUUAAUAGAAAUAAUGAUCAUGCAACAAAAAUUAGUAAAAAUAGAUAUAAAGAAUUAGAAAAUUUUAUAAAAAUAAAAGAAAAAAUGUAUAGAGAAAAUGACCAAUUAAAUGAUAAAAAUAAAUCAAACACAUUACUACAUAACAAUUUUAAAUACGAUACUAUUUCGGGAACUAAACUUCGAGAAAAAAAUGACAUUUCUAAUAGUGCUAUUAAAAGAAAGAGAAGUCCUAAUGAUAAUGAAAAUAUUGCUAAUAAAAAAAUAAAUUGUGAAAAUGGAAAUUGCAAAGACAACGAUUUAAAAAAAAAAGACCAAAAUAAUGUAGAAAAUUUGGAUGAUAUUUAUUUCAUGGAUUAUUUUAGAAUUUUUCCAAUAAAUAAAAAAAUAAAUGAAAAAAUUAACAACUAUUUUAAUCAAAUUAAAAAACAAGGAGAUAACUAUUUUGUAGAAAAAGAUGAAAAAAAAAUAAAAAGUUUUUAUGUAAAAUUAUUAUUAAGUAAAAAAAAAUAUGCACAUUUUUGGGAAAUUUUUUUUCAUGUAUUAUUAAAUUUUUGUAAUGUAUAUGAAUUGGAUAAUAUAAAAUAUAAUUCUAAUGACAUUAAUUCAAUAAAUGAAGAACUUGACAUAAUUUCUAACAAAAAAAUUAUUAACAAAGAAAAUAAUUAUUAUUUUGAUUUUGAAAAAAAAAACUGGAAUGAAAUUGACUGUAAAAAGGACAAAUCAUAUGAUACUUUUAAUCAUGAUAAAAAUAAAAAAUAUGAAAAUUCAACUAGCGAUAAUAUUUUAAUUUCUCAAGAUAAUGAAAAUAUCAAAAAUAAACUUAAUAAAAAUACAAAGUUAUUUAAUUUAAAUACAAAAAAAAAUAACAAUGUAAUUGAUAUAUGUACUAAAGACACUACCUCAAAUAAUGAAAAUAGUGAUGUGAAAUCUUCUUUAUGCAAUAUAAUAAAUAAUAUAGGAGACGAAAAUAAAACUAAGAACAAUACAAAGGGUGACACAUAUAGUGAUAAAGCAUCGAACAGUUCAAAAAAUGAUAAAUUGGAUGAGCGAAAUAAAAAACCAAGCGACCAAAAUGGCAUAAAUAAUGACAACAAUAAUAAUGGUAACAAUAAUAGUAGCAGUAAUAAUAAGUACUUUUUUAUACAGAAUUCCAUUUCGAAUCUUAAAGUAAUAAAAAAAACUGUUCAUAACAAUGUUGAAAAAAAUAAUACAAUAAACAAGGCUCAAAAUAAAGUAUACAAUUCUACUGAUAAAGACACCGCAAAUAAUAAAAGGAAAUUUUAUUUUUUUGAAAAUGAACAAAAUAAAAGGAAAUGUAGAAAAUUAAAUAAUAAGAAACUAUACAAUAACCAAAGUGAUAAUAAUGAUACUAAAAAAACGACAAGAUAUAUUAACAAACUUUUAAAAAAAAAAGCUAUAAUUACACUUAUAACCAUAAAAAAUGCUAUUGAAAACAUAUUUGAAAACACAGACUCUCAAGAUAUUUUGCAUAAUGAACUUGAUUUCAUAUCCACUAUUAUCUAA